Messenger RNA from Ichthyophthirius multifiliis, 1625 nucleotides. RefSeq names its product leishmanolysin family protein, putative. Gene Ontology annotation, cellular component: membrane; cytoplasm. The record is from RefSeq and is a predicted model, not a curated record. Gene Ontology annotation, molecular function: metalloendopeptidase activity. The annotation marks the transcript as partial. Gene Ontology annotation, biological process: proteolysis; cell adhesion. NCBI's taxonomy places the organism in Eukaryota, Ciliophora, Oligohymenophorea, Hymenostomatida. The transcript is spliced from 3 exons.
GUUCCGAGCCUAAGCCUAUAAGAAUAACUACAGAUUAUACCUUUUAUGAUUAAGGAGAUGUAACCUAAUAAUAAAAAAGCUACAUAAAAAAUUUUGUUGAUAUAUCCAAGCUUUAUUUCUAAAAACUUUUGAAAAUAUACCCAUUAAUUGGAAAUAACGUUUUUGAUUAAAUAUUUAAAGGAAUCUGUAUUGAUUUUGCAGUUCCUAUUAAUGAUUAAACAAUUGGAAUACCUGAUUCCGAUUUACACUUAUACGUCAUUUGGUUGCAAAUGCUGGAUUCUGUGCUUAUUCUAACAAUAGAUAAUUUAGACCUACUUUUGGAAGAAUUAAUUUUAAUUUAAUAAAUAUUAGAAAUUCUAUUAUUAAUAAAAAUACUUUUUAGGAUAAUUUACAAACAAUUAUUCAUGAAAUUUUACAUGUACUCGGUUUUUCAGGAAGCGCUAUGUAUUUUUGGAUAGAUCCUGAUACUAGAUAUAAUUAUGGAAAUAACUUUAAAACUAAAUUGUAAAAAACAAAAACUUAUAGAGGAAAAUAAACCACUCUUUUAACUUCCAAAAACGUAGUAGAAGUUACUAGAAAAUAUUAUAGUUGUCCAUCAGCUGAAGGAAUGUAACUUGAAAAUGAUUUCCCAUUGGGAAAGAACUGUUAUUUAUAAUGAAAUUAUGACUGGAACUAAAGCAUAUAUUACUAGUAGUGUCUUAUCGAUAUUUACAAUUGCUGCUUUGAAAGAUACAGGCUUUUACCCUGAAACAAAUGAGAACAUGGCCAAUAAUAUAUUCUGGGGAAAAGAAAAAGACUGCGAUUUCUUAGAAAACGCUUGCUAAAGUACAAUCGAAUAUCCUGAAUAACCUAAAAAAUAUGAGGAAUAAUAAUGUACAUUUGGAUACGAGGGAAUCGGUAUUGGAGUAUCUGAAUUAUACGCAGAAAAAUGUAAUUUAAUAUACUUCUAUAUUAAUAGAUUGUGUACAAAUCCUAAUAGUGUAAGUAGUGAAGAUGAUAAAAAUAUGAAUAUGAAAAAUUAUCGAAUUAUUCAACUCAAAGUAAAUGCUUCUAAUCUACAGCUAUAGAAUCCUAAUAUACAUAAUUUCGAGAUCAAUUCAGAUGUCAUUAAUUUAAAUGUUCCUCCGAUGCUUCGGAAAUAACUGUUAUUUUCUCAGAGAUCAAUUUAUAAGUUAUAUGUCGAAAAGGAGAAUAAAAUAUAAAAAAGGAUAUUGAUUCAAGUGGCUAAAAAGCUAAAGGUUAAAUCACAUGCCCUUAAGAUUAUGAAAGAUUAUGUAAUUAUACCCCUAUAUGUCUAAAUUUCUGUUCUGAAAAAGGAAUUUGUUUAAAAGGUCAAUGCAUCUGCUAAGAAGGGUUUGGAGGAGUUGAUUGUUCUUAAUACUUUAUUGACGGUAGUUGUGUAGAGGAAUGUCCUGAAGCUAGUUAUUAUUCUGAUAGAAUUAAAAAGUGUUUAAAAUGUAAUAAAGGAUGUUAAAAAUGUGAUUAUAUGGGUUGUAAUGAAUGUUAUGAUAAUUAAUAUCUUGAUUAUUUAACUAAAAAUUAUUUAAUAUGCGCUAAUAAAUAUCCUUAUUGUCAAUCAUGUGAUUAUUACUAGUGUAAUAAAUGUAUGGAGGGAUAUUAAUUGA